Sabethes cyaneus is the source of this 3205-nucleotide messenger RNA. Its product is annotated as glycine dehydrogenase (decarboxylating), mitochondrial. The transcript is spliced from 5 exons. Gene Ontology annotation, biological process: glycine decarboxylation via glycine cleavage system. Lineage: Eukaryota; Metazoa; Arthropoda; Insecta; Diptera; Culicidae. Gene Ontology annotation, molecular function: glycine dehydrogenase (decarboxylating) activity; pyridoxal phosphate binding; glycine binding. Gene Ontology annotation, cellular component: mitochondrion; glycine cleavage complex. Bases 162 to 3170 code for a protein of 1002 amino acids. The record is from RefSeq and is a predicted model, not a curated record.
AGAACGGAACGGAAAGAAUAAUCUUGGUUAAUGAAUCACAUGUGAUUAGUUAUACUCUGUGGUAUACAGUGAAUAUUUAGGUUUGAACAACUCAAGUUAAAGCAUACAUAAGAUUCCAACGUUUACUUAGUGCUACCACAAGCUUUAGUGUUAAGUGCACCAUGCAGAAUAUAAAUUUAAUAAAGUUAUUAGAAACUAUUACGAUUCCAAACAAACCAAAAGUGAUAUUUCCGUUACUUGCCAAUGGCAUUCAAACCAACAGAAGAUUUCAACGAUGUUUUGCUACAGUUGAAGAAAUUUUUCCCAACAAACCGGACUUCGCUUCUCGGCAUAUUGGACCACGAAAAACAGAUGUUGUUACCAUGCUUAACUCAAUUGGGUUUAAGUCUCUGGACGAGAUGUCCGAGAAAGUGAUACCGACAUCAAUUAAAUUCAAAAGAAUUUUGAAUAUAGAAGAUCCUUUAAAUGAACACGAAUUGAUUGAUAGAAUCCGAGCAAUAGCUAACAAAAAUGAAGUUUGGAGGUCAUACAUAGGUAUGGGAUAUUAUAACUGUCUAGUACCGCAUCCGAUUCAACGUAAUAUAUUCGAGAACCCAGGAUGGACAACGCAGUAUACUCCAUACCAACCUGAGAUAAGCCAAGGUCGUCUAGAGUCUUUGCUGAACUUUCAAACUUUGAUUACCGAUUUAACCGGGUUGGAAAUAGCGAAUGCCUCACUUCUUGAUGAAGGAACUGCCGCUGCUGAAGCAAUGAGCCUUUGCCAUCGCUAUAAUAAACGAAAAAAAAUAUUCAUCUCGCGCAAAUUACAUCCACAAACUGUUUCAGUUGUAAAAACGCGCUUAGAAGCCUUUGGUGUAGAAGUAGCAGUUGGUUCAGUCAAAGAGAUCGAUUUCGCUGAUCACGAAAUAUCAGGUAUACUGCUUCAAUAUCCCGAUACAUUUGGAGACGUACAAGACUUCGAACAAGUAUCUACUGAUUGUAAAAAAAAUGGAACCUUAGUAGUUGUAGCUACAGACUUACUUGCUCUAACCCUAUUAAGACCUCCAGCUGAGUUUGGAGCAGACAUUGCUGUAGGCUCCGCUCAGCGAUUCGGCGUACCGCUCGGUUACGGAGGACCGCAUGCAGCCUUUUUCGCUUGUAGGCAAAAACUAACUAGACUUAUUCCUGGUAGAAUGAUCGGUGUCACUAGAGAUAUGGAUGGCCAAGAUGCAUACCGUCUUGCGUUACAAACUAGAGAGCAACAUAUUCGAAGAGACAAAGCCACUAGCAAUAUUUGUACAGCGCAAGCUCUCCUGGCCAAUAUGUCAGCCAUGUAUGCAAUUUAUCAUGGUCCAGAAGGGCUAAAAAAUAUAUCUAACAGAGUUCAUAAUUGUGCCUUAACUAUUAACGCUGGAUUGAAAAAAGGAGGCCACGAGCAAAUAAACAAACAUUUCUUCGAUACGUUACAUGUUAUUCCACAUGGUAUGAGUACAACAGAAGUCAAAGCUAGAGCUGAAGCAAAAAAAAUCAAUUUGCGAUAUUUCAGCGAUAAUUCUGUUGGCAUUUCAAUGGAUGAAACAGUUAAGACUUCUGACAUUUCUGAUCUUUUAUGGGUAUUCAACUGUCCAGACAUUGAUUCGACUUUAGCUGAUCCUGCUGUUAUGGCAAUGUCAAUUCAUAAAACUCAGUUCAAAAGGACCUCCCCUUUUUUAACACACCCUAUAUUUAAUAAGCAUCACAGUGAAUCGCGAAUGGUUCGUUACAUGAAGCAAUUAGAGAACAAAGAUAUUUCAUUAGUACACUCAAUGAUUCCACUGGGAUCAUGUACCAUGAAACUAAACUCCACCACGGAAAUGAUUCCAUGCUCAUUUCGACAUUUCACAGCAAUUCAUCCUUUCGUUCCCGUUGAGCAAGCCAAGGGAUACAGACAAAUGUUGACCGAGUUGGAAAAAGACUUAUGCGAAAUUACUGGCUACGACAAGUUUUCUUUUCAGCCAAAUAGUGGUGCUCAAGGUGAAUAUGCAGGUCUCAGAGCAAUCCGAAGUUACCACGAAUCUCGCGGCGACGACAGGCGAAAUAUUUGUUUAAUUCCCAUUAGCGCUCAUGGUACGAAUCCUGCCUCUGCACAAAUGGCAGGUAUGAAAGUGCAAGCAAUAAAAGUGAAUCACAACAGUGGAACUAUCGAUAUUGCACAUCUAAAAGAAAAAAUCGAACAGCAUUCGGAUAAUUUGUCCUGUGUUAUGAUUACUUAUCCCUCAACUAAUGGAAUCUUUGAGGAUAACGUAGUAGAAGUAUGUGAAUUGAUUCAUAAACACGGUGGACAGGUAUAUUUGGAUGGUGCAAAUAUGAACGCUCAAGUCGGGCUGUGUCGACCAGGAGACUUCGGUAGUGAUGUAUCACAUUUAAAUCUCCACAAGACUUUCUGUAUUCCUCACGGCGGAGGAGGGCCAGGAAUGGGUCCGAUUGGUGUAAAAGCGCAUCUGGCACCAUUUUUGCCAACUCAUCCAGUUGUGGACCCGUUAUCGGAAAGUGAAAACAAGAGCUUCGGGGUUGUAAGUGCAGCGCCAUUCGGUAGCUCAUCGAUUCUGCCAAUAUCGUGGGCAUAUAUAAAGUUAAUGGGUGGUCGUGGCUUACGACGUGCUACACAAGUUGCUAUCCUCAAUGCUAAUUACAUGUCCAAGAGAUUAGAAAAUCAUUUUAAAACGCUAUACACGGAUCCAAACACUAAUCUGGUAGCACAUGAGUUUAUCAUAGACGUUCGAGACUUUAAAAAAACAGCUAAUAUUGAAGCGGUAGACAUCGCGAAGCGAUUGAUGGACUAUGGAUUCCACGCUCCAACUAUGUCAUGGCCUGUAACCGGAACACUUAUGGUAGAACCGACGGAAUCCGAAGACAAAGAGGAACUCGAUCGUUUUUGUGAAGCAAUGAUUUCAAUUCGUAAAGAAAUUCACGAUAUCGAAGAGGGACGGUUGGACAUGCGAGUUAACCCGUUAAAAAUGGCACCGCAUACACAGAAACAAACGGUAUCAUCUGAAUGGAACAGGCCGUACCCUAAGGAGCUUGGAGCUUUUCCAGCACCGUUCGUUAAACCAGAAACAAAAGUUUGGCCAACUGUUGGAAGGAUUGAUGACUUAUACGGAGAUAAGCAUCUUGUGUGCACCUGUCCACCGAUGGUUCCUGAUUAUGAAUAAUUUCAAAUAUUGUGAAUAUGAUCAAAUCGAAAAUA